AUGGCCUCAGCUCCCAGCUUCCGUGGACACCAGUGGACUUACAACCCUGCCCGAGUGUCCUGCUUGCUCCUGCUGCUGGUCAUGUCAAAUGUGCUCCUGUGCCAAGGCAACGUAUGCCCGUCCUGCGGUCCUGACGUGUUUGGUGUCCCCUUGAAGUUCCUUAGAAAAACCUUUAGUCGUGCCUCCAUCCUGUCCCACGACAUGCAUAACCUUUCCACAAUAAUGUUCAAUGAGUUUAAUGAAAAGUAUUCCCAGAGUAAACCUGAGUAUAUCAAUGCCACCAAUGACUGUCACACCAAUGCCCUCCAUGCUCCUGAAGAAAGAGAAAAAGCCCGACAGAUGACCAAUGAAGACCUUACUAAGUGGAUACUCAUGUUACAGUACCUCUGGAGAGAUGCUCUGUAUGAUCUAGUCCAUGGCCUGCAGUUUGGGAAAAAUCUCUCGGAUACUAUCCUUUCAAAUGCCAGAGAGAAUUUUAAAAAAUUACACAAACUUCAAACAAUCAUAGAGAGGCGAUUCAGCCAGAUUGUUGUUCCAGUCAGGUUGAUGUUGGCCAAGGAUCACAUAUACUGGCAAGAACUCUCAUCCCUAGUGUCCAGCAAUGAAGAUAUACGUCAUUUUGCAUUUUAUAACCUGUUCAAGUGCCUGAGCAGGGAUUCACGUAAAGUUGACAUGUACACCAAGAUCCUGGCAUGCCGAAUCAGCCACGAGUGCUAA
Messenger RNA from Cervus elaphus (red deer), 717 nucleotides. Its product is annotated as placental prolactin-related protein 3-like. Gene Ontology annotation, biological process: response to nutrient levels; positive regulation of lactation; female pregnancy. The transcript has 5 exons. Bases 1 to 717 code for a protein of 238 amino acids. Gene Ontology annotation, cellular component: extracellular region. The record is from RefSeq and is a predicted model, not a curated record. Gene Ontology annotation, molecular function: hormone activity; prolactin receptor binding. NCBI's taxonomy places the organism in Eukaryota, Metazoa, Chordata, Mammalia, Artiodactyla, Cervidae.